GGCCACAUCUGGGGCGCCCAUGUGCGCUCGGGGGCUCGGCUGCGCCCGCCCCGCCGCCGCCCCCGUCCCCCCUGCCCGCAGGGUGGUCCCCGGCCCGACCCGGGCCCUGGGCAACCCGUCGUCCCCGCCGCCACUGCCGCCGGGGGUUUGCUCCGCAGCCGGCUUGGACGCCCCCGGCCCCGCCGUGGCUCCGCCGUGGUGCGGCGGCGGCGACGGCGGCAGCGGCUCCUGCUCCCCCGGCCCGGCGCGUCCCGCUGCGCCCAGCGCCGGCCCCGCGGGCUCGGGGAGCGGGGCCCCGGCAGGGGCCGAGGCGGGAGCCGCGCUGCCGGGCUCCCGGGCUCCGACUCCUCCUCCCCCGCCGCCGCCGCCGCCGCCCGCCGCGCCGGGUCCUAAAGCCGCGCGUCUCAGGAGGAUGGUGCGUCUGGCGGCAGAGCUGCUGCUACUGCUGGGGCUACUGCUGCUCACACUGCACAUCACGGUGCUGCGCGGUUCGGGAGCCACAGACGGGCGGGACGCGACCGCGGCCAACGCCAGCCGGACCCAGCUGCAGAAUAACCUCAACGUGGAAAGUGCCUCUACAUCAGAAACCAGCUCUCCUCUCUCCAAAGAAGCGCCAGGCAAGCAUUUGGACCACCAGGCUGCACACCAACCCUUCCCUAGACAGAAAUUCCAGCAAGAGGCUGGGCAUCCUUCACUGCAAAGAGAUGGCCCCAGAUCUUUUCUCCUUGAUCUACCAAACUUUCCAGAUCUUUCCAAAGCUGAUAUCAAUGGGCAGAAUCCAAAUAUCCAGGUCACCAUAGAGGUGGUGGACGGUCCUGACUCUGAAGCAGAUAAAGAUCAGCAUCCGGAGAAUAAGCCCAGCUGGUCAGUCCCAUCCCCUGACUGGCGGGCCUGGUGGCAGAGGUCCUUGUCCUUGGCAAGAGCCAACAGCGGGGACCAGGACUACAAGUACGACAGUACCUCAGAUGACAGCAACUUCCUCAACCCCCCGGGGGGCUGGGACCAUCCGGCCCCAGGCCACCGGACUUUCGAAACCAAAGAGCAGCCAGAAUAUGAUUCUACCGAUGGUGAAGGCGACUGGAGUCUGUGGUCUGUGUGCAGUGUCACCUGUGGGAACGGCAACCAGAAACGCACCAGGUCCUGUGGCUAUGCAUGCACUGCAACAGAAUCCAGGACAUGUGACCGUCCAAACUGCCCAGGAAUUGAAGACACCUUCAGGACAGCUGCCACCGAAGUGAGUCUGCUGGCAGGAAGUGAAGAGUUCAAUGCCACCAAACUGUUUGAAGUUGACACUGACAGCUGUGAGCGGUGGAUGAGCUGCAAGAGCGACUUCCUAAAGAAAUACAUGCACAAGGUGAUCAACGACCUGCCCAGCUGCCCAUGCUCCUACCCCACCGAGGUGGCCUAUAGCACGGCAGACAUCUUCGACCGCAUCAAGCGAAAAGACUUCCGCUGGAAGGAUGCCAGCGGGCCCAAGGAGAAGCUGGAGAUCUAUAAGCCCACGGCCAGGUACUGCAUUCGCUCCAUGCUCUCCCUGGAGAGCACCACGCUGGCUGCCCAGCACUGUUGCUAUGGCGACAAUAUGCAGCUCAUCACCCGGGGCAAAGGGGCGGGGACGCCCAACCUCAUCAGCACUGAGUUCUCAGCGGAGCUCCACUACAAAGUGGACAUCCUGCCCUGGAUUAUCUGCAAGGGCGACUGGAGCAGGUAUAACGAGGCCAGGCCUCCCAACAAUGGACAGAAGUGCACGGAGAGCCCCUCAGACGAAGAUUAUAUCAAGCAGUUCCAAGAGGCCAGGGAAUAUUAAAAGAGACGCCAGUUCUGAUGUUGGUGACACAAACGCACUGCACUGAUCGGCAGCCUGGCACAGUCCCUCUUUCCCACAUGCGUGUAUAUUUGUAUAUACCAUGUGAGUAUUUGUCAUAAGUUACACUAGGGGUGUGCACCAGGCCCUUGUGACUGCCAUCUGACGCCACUGUGGCCGUCUGCAAUGUCUACAGAACUCCUUGGAGCUCUUUCUAGGGAUGAUGUCCACAGGCAGAUGGGGACAAAGAAGCCAGAGGAGCAACCUGGAAGCCAUAGGGGGUGGGAUUCAACUCAUACCCUGGAUCCCUGUUUCCAAGAAAAGCAAAAGAGCAAAGAGACUGAAGUUGUAAACGUUAUAAGCAGUUUUUAUAUAUAACUUAUUUAAUAUGAAUGUGACUUAUGCGUAACCUUUUCUCUGGAGUUGUCACCGUGAAACUACUUAAUCACUUCCAUGAGAAUUCAGAAAGGGACUUAGGUAGGUGGAAGAGAAAGGGAAUUUUGUAAUAAUGACUUGUUUAAAAAAAGAAAUAAUUCAAUGGAAAUAUAUUAAAACAAGGAAAUGCCCACCUUAAACUAGAUGUUACUUAGCUGUGAGGUACCUUGCUGAAAUCUCAGCUUCCAAAAUGCACUUGCCUCAGACUGCGUAGGGGGUGGAUAUAUUUAGAAGCAAAUCUGAGGCCUGGUUCUGGUUCUGGCUUUAAAAUAAGGCCAAUAUUAGCACAAUGCUAUGAUUCUACUAAAAGACACCCAGAAUGGCAGGAUUUCUGCUCAUGCCUUAAUAGGUUCAGAAGGCUUCAGUAAGGUCAGACAUAAAAACAAGGAAUAGCACUUUUUUCCAAAUAGAAAAAUACAAAACAAUGGGGAAAAGGACAUGAAUCUUAUUUCAUCUAUUUUCUUUUAAUAUCAUCUUAAUUUUUUUCUCCACCAUUAUAUUCCUAGUAAAUAAAUAUAAAAGAGAGGAGGAAAGCAAUCCUCAUUGUUUUCUGUUUUAAGAAAGGAAAAAAAAAACUGCAUUAUUUUUGUAAAGUAUUUAUUGAGUCAUUUAGUCUUGUGCAUCAAGCAAUUGUAAUAUGACCUGGUCCUGUAGGGUAGAACUUAGAGCAAAUAAAGAGUUGGUUCUUAUGCAAUCUUUACUUGCAGAACUCCAGGAAAAGAGAUUAUAUAAUAAAAUCGUAAAUAAAAUGCUUUACCUGCAGUAAAUGUGUUACCUGCAAACAUUUAUGAUAGAAAGUCCAUAAAUAGCCCUGGUAAAGCAGGGUUUCAAGGCAAGAGAGAAGAAGGUUCAAACCAGGUGGGAAUAAAAGGUCCAUUGAUUAACGUGAUGGUGGGUGGUGUAAGUCAUAGCAUCUUUGGCACCAAGAACAUUAAGAGGCUGAAACUUACUGAUAUGUGUGUGACUUUUUGCCCACCCAGAGCUACGAAAGAGCUAAGAAUAGCAAGCCAGAGCCAAGGCUUAAGACAGCCCAGAUGAGCAGGACCACUCCUAGACAAAACUCUGCAAUUAUAGUCAUAAGUAGAUGACUUAUUCUUUUUCCAGAUGAGGAAACCAAAGCUCAGAGAGGACAGAUCACAUUGGACCCAUCCUAGUCCAGUGGUCCUUCUACUAUCUCAAAUUUUUGAUGUCCUUCUAUAGUUGGUGCCUUUGGUAGUCUGACCCAACCCUUAGGUUCUCUUAAUAACAAUCUUGUUUUUAUGGAAAAGCUCUUAUCAGUCAUUUAAACUCUAGAAUGAGUUAUCCAUGUAUUGCCCACCCUCAGGAUAUUUACAUUUAAUAUCUGUUUCUAAUGAUGGGAUUAGAAUCCUUAUUCACAUUUGAAGGGAUUUUAGGUAACUGAACUGGUAAGGAGAAAAUCAAUAGGUCCAUAUAUCACGGAAGCAGAUUUGGUUCCAAAUAAUAGGGAAACCAUUUUUGAGAAGAGAGUUGGUUUUGAUGGAAUGCAUUGCCCUUUGGGAUGGUGAGUUCCCUAUCAGGACAGGUAUUCAAGCAGAGCUGGAGAUGAAUACCAUGAGAAGUUCCCUUUAGUGCUGAGGAGGGACAAAAAUGGACAGCAGUAACCCCCAUUAUAAGUGUUCUAUUAAGGGUAAGUGGAAAGUAUUCUGGGAAAAUAGAGGCAGAACUCAGGGAAGUACCUGCUGAGUUUAAUGGGGGAUUGGUAUUUCAUAAAACAGAGAAGAGGCAGAGGAAGUGGAUGCAUUUGGGGUACAAAAAAAGUUUGGACAAAGGCAAAGAGCUAGGCAAGAGCCUGGUGUUUUCUGAAAACUGGGGUGUUUACAGUGAUGAGCCAGAGGGACAGGAAUGGCAAAUUAUGGAGCCACAUUUGAGGUGUUUUUGUUAAGGAUUUAGCAUGGAAAAUUAAAGCUCUUUCUUACUAGAGUGAGAAUGACUGAUAUGAGCAAGGUUCCAGUGGGUAUUUGCCUCUUCAUCUCAGACUUUACUGAUACAAUGAACUGAGAGUUGGAAGGUGGAGUAAAUUGGGAGCUGGGGAGGGCUUUUGGGUUCUUUGCCUAUGAGAACACUUCUAAUCUCUCAUCCAUCAUGCAGAUGGUACCACCUCUCUGGAAAUUUGCUGAACUCUAAUCUGUCUCUAUCAGGAUGGGCUCAUUUUCAAUCCCAAAGCUCUCAGGGGCCAAUGAGUUGUCCUCAGAAGUCCAGACCCCUCUUCUUAGGAUGUCCAAUAAGACAAGGAGAUCCUUAUCUCAUUUGCCACAGGGCCCCAAAUCAGUCUCAGGGUAACCUUAGGUAAGACCUUUAUGGAAAGGGGAUCCUGUGCUCAAGGGUCAGCUUUGCCCCCCCCCACCCACAGAGUAGGCUGUCUUCCCCUCACCUGCAGCACCUGUAAAUAGGACCCUUAGCAGCCACUCUACAACCGCCUCUCAUCAAAUGCUUUGCUGCUUUGCCUCUCCUUGGAAAGAGAGCCCUUUCUCUAGUGACCCACUGGGCCUCUCUGGUGCCAUAUCUGAGCAAGCCAAUAGUGACAGAGAAGCCAAGCCCUCUAGUGGCUUCACAUGGAAAGGAGGAGAAGGAGGUCCCUAAAGAGCUGAGCAUCCUCUUCUUCCCAUUCAAGCAUCUGCCAUGAUUAGCCUCCAAGUCCUUCCAUCUUUGUAGGUCCGUGGCCAGGGCAGGGGGCAGUGGGUAGAUUUCCUCAACCUGAAACCGGGGCUCAAGGAUCAAAGAAUAGAUAUGAUACCAACCACCCUUUACUGGGCACACACUUGGCACCUCUGUACCAAUCACAUCACCAUGGGAGGCAGGCAGAUUACAUCCAUUUUACAGCUAAGGCAAAAGAAGCCCAGCAAAGGGAGUUCCCGUUGUGGCUCAGCAGGUUACAAAUCCAACUAGUAUCCAUGAGGUUCAAUCUCUGGCCUCGCUCAGUGGGUUAAGGAUAAGCCGCAGUGUAGGUUGCAGGUGUGGCUUGGAUCCCGAGUUGCUGUGGCUGUGGGGUGCGCCUGCAGCUGUAACUCCAAUUUGACCUCUAGCCUGGGAACUUCCAUAUGCUGCGGGAGGGGCCCUGAAAAGCCAAAAACAAACAAACAAACAAAAAAAAAACCCUACAUAGUACUCUAAUUUGCCCAAGGUCAUCAUGAGGCUCUGUACAUGGAAAAUCUGGUUGAAGCCUAUUCUGUCUGAUCACCAAGCCCAUGUUCUUGACCUUACCCCCUACUCUGUUCUCUUCAUAACUCUUCCCAACACAUAGGAUCAGGGAAGAGCCCACUCUGCCAGUGAGCUCCAGCCCACUCUGCAUUUGUUCAAAUUGUUUAACUCCAUCAAAUGUCCCUCCACCAAUCUUUACGGUAUUUCACAUUAGUGACAAAGGAUCUAGCUUUAGCUCUACAUAUUCUUCUCAUUUCUCAUAUUCCCUAGGAGGAGGUGAAUCCUGUAUUUGAGCCUUUGGGUGAGUAACAGAACCUGACUUUGUAGAAGACAGCCUGUUCCAUGGACAAGAACAAAGGCUGGUCUGUUUUCCCCUCUGUGCACAAGCCCUGUGCCAAUUGUUGCCUGUUGGGUAGACUGCAGGGGCAGGUGCCAUGUCUCCUGGUUUCCUACACCCCCAGCACCCAGCACUGUGCCUGGCGGAUGUAACCAGCCAAUGUGGAGAGGGCUAAGGAAUUUGAGGGUUGAGUCAGAUUGCCUAGAUUCCUUCCAAUCCUGGCUCCCUCGCUUGCCUGCUGGUACCACUGGACAAGUUUAUCAGCCUCUAUAUGUUCCAGUUUCCUCACACAGUUGUUCAGAGAAUGAAAUAAGAGAUAAGAAGUUCCUAGCAUAGGGCCCAGCAAGUACUAUGUGCAUUGAUGUUGAGUCAUUGGAGAAAUAUUUAUUGAGUGUGUACUUAUUGCCAGGCAUUGUUCUAGAUGCCACAGAUAUAGCAGUGUACAAAUCCAAGUUUCCCUGGUGGAGGGGAAACAGCCAAUAAAUACGUACAUACUCUGAUAUAACGGUAAGCAGUAUCAAGAAAAAUAAAUUAUUUGCUCAUA
Messenger RNA from Sus scrofa (pig), 6279 nucleotides. RefSeq names its product isthmin 1 (gene ISM1). Lineage: Eukaryota; Metazoa; Chordata; Mammalia; Artiodactyla; Suidae. Gene Ontology annotation, biological process: negative regulation of angiogenesis. The record is from RefSeq and is a predicted model, not a curated record.